AUGUCAUCAACAAAUCCUACAGUUACCUUAUAUCCUCUAGUUAAUUAUACUUUUGGUACAAAAGAAGCACAACCCGAAGAAGAUCCAUCUGUAGCAGCUCGUUUACAACGUCUACAAAAUGACUAUGAGGCCACUGGUAUGCGAAGAACGGUAGAGGGAGUUUUGGUGGUUCAUGAACAUAAUCACCCUCAUGUAUUAAUGUUACAAAUAGCAAAUUCUUUUUUUAAACUCCCUGGUGAUUAUUUGAAACCUGGAGAGGAUGAGAUUGAAGGAUUAAAAGCUAGAUUGAAUGAACGUUUGGAACCAGUGAAUCCAUCCACCGUUGAAGAUUGGCAAAUUGGAGAAUGUUUAAGUGUAUGGUGGCGACCGAAUUUUGAGACCUUUAUGUAUCCGUAUACACCUGCACAUGUAACAAAGCCAAAAGAACAAAAAAAGAUUUUUUUUGUUAAUCUACCAGAAAAAAAGAUUUUAUCUGUACCUAGAAACAUGAAGUUACUUGCAGUUCCUUUAUUUGAAUUGUAUGAUAAUGCACAACGUUAUGGACCACAACUAUCUGCAAUUCCACACUUAUUGAGUAGAUUUAAUUUUAUAUAUGAGAAAUAA
Molecule: messenger RNA, 603 nt
Organism: Entrophospora sp. SA101
Lineage: Eukaryota; Fungi; Glomeromycota; Glomeromycetes; Entrophosporales; Entrophosporaceae
Source: the annotation of a GenBank genome assembly